UGAAGAACAGAGAAGAAGAGAGACUCAUCUCUCAGUGCAAACAGAAGAUGCAUGUCUCAAGGACUCGUCGACCUCAAGGAGGCAGUUUUGGAAAUGAACUAGGGUCCUCGUUCAGUCGACACUACAGCAGCAACAGUAGUAACUCUCGUGGAAAAUUUAGGGAUCACGUUUAUAAUGUUAACAAUGAUGAAAUUAUUUAUGUUCCUUCCUUAAAGAAGAGAAAAUUUUCAUCCUCUGGUUGGGAGAACAGUGGGAGAUAUUAUUUGCAGUCUGGAACUGUCGGUGAUGUCCCUUCAACAAGUAAUAGUUCAUUUCUUGCCCCCACGAGAGCUGACACUAAUGCUUACACACAUACAAGCCAUAAACGUGGCCACUCGGAAUUAGAGGAUGUUGUAAUCUUUAUGUCAAAGGAUGAGAUUGAGAGAUGCUCUCCGUCGAGGAAGGAUGGUAUUGAUUCUAUUCGAGAAACACAUCUACGUUACUCGUACUGUGCCUUCCUUCAGAAUCUUGGAAUGCGGCUGGAACUACCACAAACUACCAUUGGAACUGCCAUGGUCUUAUGCCACCGGUUUUUUGUCCGAAGAUCUCAUGCAUGCCAUGAUAGAUUUUUGAUUGCAACUGCUGCUCUGUUCCUUGCUGCAAAGUCUGAGGAGACACCGCGACCUUUGAACAAUGUAUUGAAGUCAUCUUGUGAAAUUUGUCAUAAGCAGGAUCUUACUUUCUUCUCCUACAUGCUUCCUGUUGACUGGUUUGAGCAAUACAGAGAACGGGUGAUUGAGGCUGAGCAAAUGAUACUGACAACUCUAGAUUUUGAGCUUAAUGUACAGCAUCCUUAUGUUCCUCUUACAUCUGUCCUUGACAAAUUAGGACUUUCACAAUCUGUUUUGGUGAACCUGGCACUGAACUUGGUGAGCGAAGGGCUUCGGAGUUCACUGUGGCUUCAAUUUAAACCCUACCACAUUGCUGCUGGAGCUGCGUACCUUGCUGCCAAGUUCCUCAAUUUUGAUCUCGCUUCUUACCAAAAUAUUUGGCAGGAGUUCCAGAUCACACCAUCUAUUCUUAAAGAUGUAGUCCAGCAGUUGAUGGAGCUCUUUUAGAACAGAAGAUAAGCAAGUCCCCUCGGUGAUUUGCAAGAGUGUGAGUAUAUAUGUAUUUUUGUUUUAUUAUGUGAUGCAAUACACCUGAAGAAGUCCAAUGGUGACAAAAUUUGUUCCACUCGGAUGGAAAAGGAACGGUUAGGCUAGACAAAUAAAAUCAAUCUGUCUCUUACACUUGCUGCAUAAAGUCAACAGGUGAUUGAAAUGGGAUAUGGUGUGCAUUUG
Messenger RNA from Telopea speciosissima, 1322 nucleotides. RefSeq names its product cyclin-T1-4-like. The coding region runs from base 48 to 1097 and encodes 349 amino acids. Lineage: Eukaryota; Viridiplantae; Streptophyta; Magnoliopsida; Proteales; Proteaceae. Gene Ontology annotation, cellular component: cyclin/CDK positive transcription elongation factor complex; nucleus. The record is from RefSeq and is a predicted model, not a curated record. Gene Ontology annotation, biological process: regulation of transcription by RNA polymerase II; positive regulation of DNA-templated transcription, elongation. The transcript has 7 exons. Gene Ontology annotation, molecular function: cyclin-dependent protein serine/threonine kinase activator activity.